Molecule: messenger RNA, 3544 nt
Organism: Gamsiella multidivaricata
Lineage: Eukaryota; Fungi; Mortierellomycota; Mortierellomycetes; Mortierellales; Mortierellaceae
Product: fungal-specific transcription factor domain-containing protein
Exons: 4
Coding region: 277-3423 (1048 amino acids)
Biological process (GO): DNA-templated transcription; regulation of DNA-templated transcription
Cellular component (GO): nucleus
Molecular function (GO): zinc ion binding; DNA binding; DNA-binding transcription factor activity, RNA polymerase II-specific
Source: RefSeq, a predicted model, not a curated record
UUCAAUACACCGCUCCACCCCACAGUUGCAGGAAGGUUGCUCUGCUUGUCCCCUGUCUGUCUUUAUGACCCUGCGUGUGCCAGAAAUUAUUAUAAGCUCAAAAUUAUUGGCCAGCUUCGCGUGUACCCCAUUCCUAGUACCUGCACCCCUGUUUCUGUUCCUGUUCCUGUUCUUGUUUCUGUUCUUGUUUCUGUUCCUUUCCUGUUCCUCUCUGUUCCUGGCCAUCGAAUACUAUUCCCCUCAGUUGACCUCUCACAUCUUGCAGCCGCCUCCAAGAUGGCCAGUUUUCAAGACGACAGCUCUCGCUCUGCACACUCCCGGGCAAGGACUUUUUGGUCUAGUUUGGCUUCUGAAUCUUCUACCACACCCUCGUCCUCCCCAGCACCACACAAGGACACAGCCAGCACCGAUGUCUCGAAAAAAGCCGCCACCAAGCGGAUCCGAAUCCCAAUCGCCUGUGUGAACUGCCGCCAUAAAAAGAUAAAGUGCGAUGGCCAGACACCAUGCUCGCACUGCGAAAAAUUCAAGGCAGAAUGCGUCUAUCCAGCAGCGACCAAGCCUGUGAACCACGAAUAUGUCGAGACGCUUGAGAACCGACUGAAGAGUGUUGAAUCCCAUCUGCAAGGCCUCAUAGGCUCUACAUCCAGAGGACAAGGCCAGCGGCACAGCCAUUCCCCAUUGGAACAACCAGAAGCGGAUGCGAUUCCUCCCGCGGAGAGUUCGACUUCAUCAAAAUCCUCCUUUGUCAGCCCUGCUCCGCAUUCUAUUGUAUCCCCCGUUAUACAGCCACAUCUUAAUUCUGGCUACGCGUUUCUUGGCACGUAUUCAGGCGGUUUAACCACUCCUGCAAUCAACACAGCGUAUAUUUUGGAAACAGAUUCGCCCAUGGAUGACCAGACCUUCAAAGUCGAACGCAUCAUGGGCACUCUCAGCCUCCUGAUGGGAAACCUCAAAGUCGACCGCGACGGCACAGCAAGGUUUAUGUCAAACCUUGUGGAACAUCAAGAACGCUCGUACACUGAGAUACGAGCAUACAGGUCAACCGCCGAACCGCCUACCAUGUCUUCCGGCCUUGACUGGGAAAUUGUCGACAAUCCUCGCCCGUACACACUUCCCACACAUUUGCUAUCUCGAAGCGCCAUCGACACAUUGAUCAAUACCUACUUCAACAGUGUCCAUGCUUUCCUGCCGAUUUUGCACAAGUCAAGUUUUCUGACUCUAUGCCAAGGCGGUGAACACCGCGUACCGCCCUUCCUCCUGAUGGCCAUCUGCGCCAUUGCUUCACGCCACUCGACCGAGACCGAGCUGCAAAGUAAAAUUGGGUUCACAAGCUCCCAUCAUGCCCUCUACGACUAUGCGCGGGCCUUGCUUGACAGCUUCAUUGAUAUCCCCAGGAUCAGCACUAUCCAGGGCCUGUUACUCCUUGCCUAUUAUCAGAUCAGGGAACAUCGCGCCGGCCAAUUCUUUCGCGCCCGGACUUAUCUCAACGUGGCAAUCCGUAUGGCAAGGGACAUGGGGCUCGCUCGGGACCUAUACAAAACCAUCGAUGAAAUCGAGUUGGCCCAUACUGACGACAGCGUUUCUACUACAGCCAGCGCCAUCAUUUCCAUGUCGCCAUCGUACCUCACGCUAAGUCAUCGGCAUCAACAACGCGCAGACUCAAGUGCUAGCGCCAGGAGUCUCUGCAGUGGUGGCCGUUCGCAACGAAAGAGGCUGAUAGCGAUCCACCAAGAGCGACGACUAUCUUGGCUGGCAUGCUACUUUUUGGAUGGGCUCUCCAGCAGUUUACUGGGUUUCGAAUACGGCGUGCCACAUGUACAUCCAGAGAUGCGGAAGCUGAUCCGAGAGGCUAACUACGCCACGGACACAACUCAAGGAGCGACUUUGAUCUUCUGGUACCUCCACCUUGAUCUGGUCCAUCUGUAUCGCCGGAUAUGUGACAUGUACCGUCUCUCAACCUCCCAGAGUGAAAGCGUGGCUAUGUCGGCCGUCAUUCAGGGCACGGAGAUGCUCUCAAUCGAACACGCAUUCGAGUCAUGGAUCACCAGGCUGCCCGCCCACCUCGUGUACACUAGGAAAACUCAGCCAGAAGCGAUCCCUCAAGAUCAGGCUGAUAGCAAAGACGCCCUCCUAACUUCGUACUACACGUUAUACCUUCAUCGAUACUACCACAGUGUCAAGCUGCUGCUCCAUCGGCCUCUUAUCGCCUCAAGGGUCCAUCGCGGAAACCUAUCCGAUCCCAAUUCGGCUAUCAGCAAAUGCGUUAACGCUGCCUCGUUGCUGACAGAUAUUGGAGAGACCAUCUUCCAGAAUUACAGCUGGCCAUGGCCGGGUUGUGGUCUAUUCGCCUACCAUAUGCUGCAAGCGAUUGAGAUUCACGUCUACUGUAUGAUCACUCGGACCAGCACUGAGGCCCAGGAUAUGUACCUCCGGACCAUGGACCUGAUUAAAGGAUAUGCUAUUCUUGCUAAGCUGCCAGAAUUGGAGAAGGAUCUGUCGGCGAUGAAUCAGGCAGUUUCGAACCAUAUCCUAAAGGAAUAUCCAAUAGUACCAACACACACGCCAUUAUCGAUCCUGCAGCAACUUCAGCAAAGUCAGCAGCAGCAAGAGCAGGAGCGUUAUCUCUCUGGCAUGAAGACAUCUUUUUCGGGACAGUACUCUCAGCUAAGCUUCAUGACGACAUCGGUAUCGUCUACGACUCCAGUCAGCACCUACCAUACGCAGCAUCAGCUCCACAUCAACCAGUCUCUCUCGCAAGUGCCCCCUGUAGACUUCGCAGGGGCAGCUGAAGAUACGCGUAUGCAAUCGCCUCCAUCCCAGCCCAACACAUCGUUUCCAGCAUUCCCAGUAUCUUGUGCCAGCUCACUGGUAUCCACAGAUAUGCUCCACAUGGCAUCGCCGUCAGAGGCAUUCUCGACAGCGUUCGAAUCCGUUCCAGUAGCAGCGAUGCCGCCACCAAAACCUCCAAAGCGCGUCCACGAUCAAUCUACAGGUAGCACCAAUUCUUCCAGUGUGAGCCACUCCUACAGACCUCCCGUGCCGAAGAAGCCCACUCAACUCGUUGGUAUGGGACCUGGUGCAUCCUUAGCCCCCUUUGCGCACCAUCAGCAUCAACAGGUCUUCAACGAGCAGGGUCAACCAGGGUCGAAUGUUUAUAGUGUCAUACUAUCGCCGCCGCCCACGGACACUCCAUCGUCAGCCCAGGCGUCUCUUCCAACUGUGAGAGUGUCUCGAAGGCCUAUCAAGGUGCUGCAGGCGCAAAAGCAGCUCUAUGGAUGCGACUUGAAAACCCCAUUGGGUCAGGGCGGUGAAGGAGUUGACGAUGCCGAUACCCAUGCGAAAUUCUUCAUGGUUAACUCGGAAAUGAACGAAUAUGUUGCUGAUUACAUGAAAUUGAGCCCUCAUCGACCCCAUGUCUUGUAAGAAUGUCAUCGAGCACCUAUACCCAGUCGUCGCCCUUAUCAAAUUCCCUUAUAUCUCAAGUUGUCCCUGUAACCAUAGUCCCGUAAAUAUUACUAAAGUAAAGUCUUCAAAUACCACAUUU